AUGACGAGGUCGUCCAUCCUACCAACAGAUAGCUAUCUGACCUCCAAUGUCAAAGACCUCAUGUCAUUACAGGACUGUGUCGUCGUGACCACAGGCGCAGCCAAGGGAAUUGGUCUUGCCCUCGCCUUCGGCGUCGCAGAGGCAGGUGGGAAAGUGGCCAUAAUCGACGCCUCCCCUGAGCCUUCCGAGAACUAUAACAGACUGCAGGACAUUUGCUCCGGAUUGCGCUACUACCAGUCAGACGUGACAGACUACGAUAGACUCUCAAGCACGUUUGGAGAUAUCGUGGCCGAUUUCAAAAGAAUCGAUGGAGUCAUCACGGCCGCCGGCAUAUGUCCCGAUGAACCCUUCCUCGAGCGCAGUCCAAGCUCAGUCAAGAAGUGCGUGGAGAUCAAUGUGUUAGGAACAUAUUACUCAGCACAGCUGGCAGCGAGACAAAUGGAUCAAUUCACCAGCGAUUAUUGCAUGAGCAAAGGUGGUGUUUUGGCACUCACAAAACAGCUGGGCGUUGAACUUGCUCAUCAUCGUGUCCGUGUGAAUUGUAUAUCACCAGGGUAA
This is a messenger RNA of Aureobasidium namibiae CBS 147.97, 558 nucleotides long. Its product is annotated as putative NADP-dependent mannitol dehydrogenase. The record is from RefSeq and is a predicted model, not a curated record. Gene Ontology annotation, molecular function: oxidoreductase activity, acting on NAD(P)H, oxygen as acceptor. The coding region runs from base 1 to 558 and encodes 185 amino acids. The transcript has 4 exons. Gene Ontology annotation, cellular component: intracellular anatomical structure. Lineage: Eukaryota; Fungi; Ascomycota; Dothideomycetes; Dothideales; Saccotheciaceae.